This is a messenger RNA of Colletotrichum godetiae, 465 nucleotides long. RefSeq lists its product as uncharacterized. The annotation marks the transcript as partial. The transcript is spliced from 2 exons. Lineage: Eukaryota; Fungi; Ascomycota; Sordariomycetes; Glomerellales; Glomerellaceae. The record is from RefSeq and is a predicted model, not a curated record.
CAAGCCAGGACUAUCUCGGUUACACUAGCCUCGCAUCGUUUCCUUCAAACAACACCAUGGAUUACCCUUCCACGGCUAUUCAAAAACCCUCAAACAAGGCUGACACUUGGAACGGCUACGCGGCCAACCCUUCUGGGUAUGCAUCAGCCUCCGUCGACCAGACAGAGAAACGCGAGUCUCGACCGUAUCGAGGCAGUUAUGGAGUGGAUUCACGAAAGCCAGAACAGACAAGACGCGCGUCUCGCGAAGCUGGAAGACAAAGUCGACGAAAUCAAGGAGGAACUGGCCGAGAUAAACCAGCAUUUGACGGAGCAGGCGAUGAACUGCAGUCGUUGCGACUAUGGUAGUGGGGAUGAGUACUCCGAUGACGCUACUGAGGAUGACUCGAGUGAGAGUGCUGCUGACGGCAAAGGCGGCGAUGACUACGAAACUCACGAAUACUGUAACAUGUAUGAUCUGUACUAG